CGUCGCCGCCUCUUCUCUUGCGCAUGCCUGCCAGCGCUCCUCUCCUAUGCCUACCGCGCCUAGGCAUGCGCCCGCACAUACCGCCCACUCGCGCGCCCCCGCGCGCUUUGCGUUCCUCCGCGCUGCCUUGCGCGCGUCCCAACCGUCGCCCGUGCUCUGAUCCUGUACCGCGCACCCCCGUACGCCCAUGCACCGAUCCUGUGCCGCGCACCCCCGCACGCCCGUGCACCCUCCAACCGCGCGCCCGCGUAACCCUCGCAAAUCCUGCUUGCACGGCUUUUUUGCCCAUUUGUGCGCAUCAAGGGCCGAUGCGCACCUUUCGCAUUUUAGCCCCUUACAAAACUCGUCGUCAGAAUAUUAUCACGUGUUCAAUAAUGUUGAACUUUCUCAAUGUUCAGAUGCCGCCCCGUAGGGAACCCGAUCACCCGGCUCCUACUCAGGCCACAGUAGUCGCACAGUUCCGCGACUAUCAUGCCGAGAAAUUCUCCGGGCAGGGAGAUCCCCGUAUCGUGGACGAGUGGAUUCAGGCCCUUGAGUUUAUCUUCGAGGUCAUGGAUUGUCCAGAUAGAUAUCGCGUUGUCUGCGUUCAGCUUCAGCUCACCGGUGAUGCUCGGCUCUGGUGGAAUGCCUACUGGAGUAUGUGUCCCGACGAGAAGGCGGGAUGUACAUGGGAGAUGCUCAAGGAGCUGAUCCGCGAGAAGUACUACCCCACCUACUACAGAGCAGAGAUGGAGCGUCAGUUUCUAUCGCUCCAGCAGGGUACUCGUACUGUUGACGAGUAUGAGAGGGAGUUUACUAGACUUGCAGCUUUU
Molecule: messenger RNA, 812 nt
Organism: Striga hermonthica
Lineage: Eukaryota; Viridiplantae; Streptophyta; Magnoliopsida; Lamiales; Orobanchaceae
Source: the annotation of a GenBank genome assembly